AUGCGGUUCGAAAGUGGUUUCGUCCUGCACAUGCUCGGCGAACAGGGCGCCGCCGUCGGCGGAUACGGCAGGCCCGAGGACGAGUACGCGUCCGAAAACACCAAGAGGUUCACGGUGGACUCGCUGUUGCAAGUCCGGAGGCCGGCCAUCGAGGUCGGCGACAAUAAGCGACCGGCGGCCACACGCAUGACACCCUGCUAUGAAGUCGAAACGAAUUCAGAGACAGACGGUCAACGGAAAAGUAAGCCGAGAAGAAAUCGUACAACAUUUUCUAGUUGUCAGUUGCGAGCAUUAGAAAAAGUGUUUGAAAGGACUCAUUAUCCAGACGCGUUUGUCAGAGAGGAACUGGCAAGAAGAGUUUGUCUGUCAGAGGCUAGAGUUCAAGUUUGGUUUCAAAACCGGAGGGCGAAAUUCCGAAGGAACGAGAGAAGUAGUCUGUCGAGGAACAACCCCACACUAUCAACCGUACCCGAUUGCAGAUCUCCGAACGUAGAACAACCCCUUUUACCCAGGUCAAAUACGAACGUCGUUCACGCGGAACCUCCGUUUACAGCUGGCUCCGGUUUUGGCGGUCUCCUGGAGUACUCGGCGUGGAAAUCGAACGGCUUGUCACAGUGUGGAAUGUUUCAGCAUUCGUCAAGUUACCCGGCUUUCUUACCUGCAGCAGUCUCCACCACAGGUAGUCAUGCCCACGGUAAUCCUUCGAUGUCGAUGGCAGUUUCAAACUGUCUAGUACCGAACCACCACCAUCACCACCAUCACCAUGCCGGUUACAUGGUUUCCACUAACCUGGCAAACAUGAGAAUUCGUCCUCAAGAAUAUUAUAUGGACACACCUCAUAUGUAA
This is a messenger RNA of Macrosiphum euphorbiae (potato aphid), 846 nucleotides long. The record is from the annotation of a GenBank genome assembly. Lineage: Eukaryota; Metazoa; Arthropoda; Insecta; Hemiptera; Aphididae.